Poecilia reticulata (guppy) is the source of this 2957-nucleotide messenger RNA. The record is from RefSeq and is a predicted model, not a curated record. NCBI's taxonomy places the organism in Eukaryota, Metazoa, Chordata, Actinopteri, Cyprinodontiformes, Poeciliidae.
AAACUUCAUCUUCAGCUUCAGAAACAGCCUGGUGGCUGAUGCUUACAUGAGGCUCUGCACAGAGUACAACCAAUGGGAGUGGGAGUUCAAAAAAGAAAUGUAUAGUUGGGUUACCAAAGCAGAGACAAGAAUUUCCAAUUUUGGUACAGUUGCUGCAACGUCUGAAAUAUCUGAUAUGAAUGAAUUCAUCACUAAGUUGAAAACUGAAGCAACCACAGAGCUGAUCAAGUGGGAGACAAAGAUCCUUGACAAACUGAAUAAAUACUUUGAUCAGCCAGAAGGUCAUGUUUAUCUGGUUGAAGGAUACAGAGAGGAAUUCUCCAACAGCAUAAAGAGUCUUAGACGACAAACUGAAAGAUCAGUGUUCAACCAGAUCACAGCAGCAGCUGAUAUUAAAGAGGGAUUGAAAGAACUUGACAAAAUCAGGGCCAAUUAUAGAGGAAAAAUUGAGAAAGCAGUUUUUGCUUUAACUGAUGAAUGUCGUAAGAAAAAAGCUAAAAUGACCAACAAGAAACUUGAUGAAAGUUUUAAUAAGAUGUGGACGGAAACACUUAAACCCUUGUCUUUCUCUAAACAGCAUGCUUCAGAUAUCUACACCAGUGUGUUCCAUCAGUUGCAAGAAAAUCUUUCACCCAAGGGAAGCCAACUACUGAGUGAAAAAAGCCUUAAAAACUGUGGACUGAAGCCUUUUACAUACAAACCCAAAGGAUUGAACCAAGUAACAGGAUGGUUUACAAAGUAUGUAAAGGAAAGACAAGAAAUUGCUGACAGCAUAAUAUCUGCUUGCAAUGACUGUAUUAGUGAUAAAAUCAAGAGAAAAACUAAUUAUCAUGAUACUUACAUCCAGGAGAUCCUUCACAUCAUUGAUGAAAAGCUGAACAAAGCUGCUGUUGACACUGACAUUGAGUUUGAAGUGUCUCUGAAACAACACAUCUGUGGCUCUGCAGCCAGAAAGUUCCAGAAAAUGCAUGAAGAUUUCAUCCAAGAAAAUGAUCCUAACAGAUGUCUGCAGAAAAACAAAGAAACGUUUUGCACAGAUUUCAAAGAUGUGUUUCAAGAAAGAGACCAAUGCCAGAAGAAAGCUGAAGAAUUCACAAAGCAACGUUUGAAACCUGCUGUUGAAAACUUCAUCUGUCGUUCUCUUGGUCCUGAUAUUGUUGAUAAAAUGCUGACAAAAGAGGAGUUCAGCACACGAAUGUCUUUCCAUUAUUCAAUUUUACUGGAUCUGAUUUCUAAAAGUGACUUCAACUGCUUUAAGAGCUACAUAUAUUCAUAUGAAUAUUAUGUAAAAUCCUGGAUAUCUGAGAGAAUUAGGGAGACAUUCUCCUCUAGGUCUACAGUUUGUCAGUUUGAGGACAAACAUCUUAAGUUCUGCAUCGACCACAUAAAUGCCGCCAUCAAUAAGGCAAAAACAGAAAACACUGACAGUCUGAAGACAUUUGUUGAAAAUAUCUGCAUAGAACUUUGUGAUAAACUGGGGAUUUCCCAGGAUGCUCUUGAUACCUUCAUGGUUCUGAACAAUGCUGACCAGAAACAGUUUGCUCACUGGCUCAACAUGUGUGUGGAGGAAAUGAAAGAAGCUCUUAGAGAAAAGCUUAAAAACACAGAGAUUGACACAAAACUCUCACAGCUUCAUGUGAAACCAGAGAAUGAGCUUUUCAGCAGAGUGUUUGGUUGUGGUCAACAGUGUCCAUUCUGCAAAAUACCCUGUGAUGCAGGUGGAGAAAACCACACUCGACACUUUGCUUUACUGCAUCGACCAUGGAGUUUGGCUCAGGUCGGGUGGGAUGAGUCAAAUAAACUACAGACUGACAUUUGCUCUUCUCUUGUUAUCAGUAACAGGUAUUUUCACUUCAGUGGUACAAAGGGUGAGUACCAUCCUUACAAAGAAUAUAGGGAGAUUUUUCCAGACUGGAAUAUUCCUCCAGAUGUGAGCCUUGAGUCAUCAGAUUAUUGGAAAUAUGUAAUGGCCAAGUAUAACAAGGAAUUUGCUGAAGCAUGUAAAGCACAACCUGCUGACAUUCCUGAUUCUUGGAGGAGAAUCACAAAAGAACAGGCAAAGAAAAGUCUCAAGGAGUCGUUCUACGUCAAGUGAAAUCAGAACUUCUGUCUAUUUGUAAGAACAUCACUGCUUCUUGCCAUUAGAGUACCUAGAUAAUUUUUUUGUCUUGUUUUAAAUCUACCUCAUUUACACAUUGGGUUCAAUCCUUGUUAAGACAAUAUAAAUGGCUAAAACCUAUUUAACUAUAGCUCCUUAUUUUUAAAAUUUUUAAUUUUUAAUAGCAUUUCAUCAAUAUUUUAUCUGAAGUUGUCAUUUAGCAAGAUUUUGUUCACUAAUUAACAAGAAAAGACUAAUUUUCUUGUUUGAAAUGCCUUCAGAUUACAUUUGCUAUGAAUUAGCAUGAUAUACAGUACGCUGAAUUGAAUUAAGUUUGAUGUCAGGAUCUUUUUAUUUUUAGUUGUUUUUUAGUUGCUAUAUGGAUGUAUCAAUGUUAUGAAAAAAAAUCAGAUCUAUAUUUAAUGUCAAACACUCUUCAUGACAUCAGUUAUUACCAGACAUGAUAUUUUGUUAGUAUAAAAUGUCUUUAUUUUUUUUGUAUAAUAUUUUUGGUUUUUUGGCUUUGUCUUCUGGGUCUGGGUCUUAUGUUUUCAGCACUUCUAAUGUUUUGAUAUUUAGCUCUAUGUUCUUGAUGUUCAUUUGUUCACUUCCUUGUUUCAUGUAUUGGUUACUCCAUGUGUGUGUGUAUUAUUUAUAUUCUUUCACGUGAGCUUUUUAUUUUUGCUCUACUGAAAAUAGAAUUUUAAAAAGUCAUUAUUUUUGUUUUGCUCACCUAAAAUGAAUAUGUGAUAGAUCACACCUCCACUUCAUUAAACUCUCAGGUUUUUCUGUUCAUUGCUGGAGUCUGAUGUUAUUAUUAAGUUUUCCCUUGAAACUUAACAGUUUCAAGAAUAGAAAC